This is a messenger RNA of Saccharomyces eubayanus, 369 nucleotides long. It is a transcript of the gene CNL1, whose product is annotated as Cnl1p. NCBI's taxonomy places the organism in Eukaryota, Fungi, Ascomycota, Saccharomycetes, Saccharomycetales, Saccharomycetaceae. The transcript has a single exon. Gene Ontology annotation, cellular component: BLOC-1 complex. The record is from RefSeq and is a predicted model, not a curated record. Gene Ontology annotation, biological process: endosome organization. Bases 1 to 369 code for a protein of 122 amino acids.
AUGCAAAAUAAUUCAACUCAUUCUAGAGAGUCAGUUUCGGCUGGCGAUGAUCCUCUUGGAAUUGAUAAGCUGACAGUUGAUUACGACUACUUACUUUAUAAAAUCAAAGAUUAUGUACAGAGUAUACAAUUGGAUACAACUGAGCUUUGCAAGAAGCAAAAUGAACUAAUAGUGAGUGGCAUUAUCGAAAAUACCAUAGAUAAAAACAUCGUCAAAUUCGAGGAGCUUCUCAAGAAAUGUGAUGAGUUAGAAAACCAUUUUGAGAUGUUAAACCAAUUAGCAACGAUAACUGAUGCUUUCAAGGAGAGGAUAGCAGCAGCCGUGCACGAUUACAAUGAAUUAAAGAAGGGCAUUAAUAAAACUAAAUAG